GGAGCGGAGCGCGGUGGGAAAAGAGAGGUUACCCCGCUGGCUCCACUGGCGGCCUCUGCCUGGAUCCCGGUGCCGCAGCCCUGCGUCUGUUCCACCCUUGUCUCAGGUUCCUUGGCCCCGGGCACAGCGGAGGAGGUGGAAUUCUGGGCCACCGUAUCUGGAGUAGAACAGAAAAUCUAUUAUGCCUGUGUUCCCUUGGGAUUCACUGGAAAUUGUACACUGACGUCUUCUGGGAUUUAGUCUGGAGUGUGCAGACUGGUGCCUAAAAUGGAAGUAGAUAUUAAUGGAGAGUCCAGAAGUACCCUGGCCACCCUGCCCUUACCCAUGGCUGAGGCGAGCUCACCGGGAAAGGCAGAGGCAGAGAAACCCCGCUGCUCCAGCACACCAUGCUCCCCAAUGCGUCGGACUGUGUCAGGCUACCAGAUCCUCCACAUGGACUCUAACUAUUUGGUUGGCUUCACAACUGGUGAGGAACUCCUGAAGUUAGCCCAGAAGUGCACGGGAGGUGAAGAGAGUAAGGGGGAAGCUGUGCCUUCCUUGCGUUCCAAACAGCUGGAUGCAGGACUUGCACGUUCCUCUCGUUUGUAUAAAACCCGAAGUAGGUACUACCAGCCAUAUGAGAUUCCAGCUGUCAAUGGCAGGAGGCGAAGGCGGAUGCCCAGCUCAGGAGACAAGUGCACUAAAUCUUUACCUUAUGAACCUUAUAAAGCCCUCCAUGGGCCUCUGCCUCUUUGUCUUCUUAAAGGUAAGAGGGCUCACUCCAAAUCCCUGGACUACCUCAAUCUAGAUAAAAUGAACAUCAAGGAGCCAGCUGACACAGAAGUCCUACAGUACCAGCUUCAACACCUAACCCUCAGAGGGGACCGUGUGUUUGCUAGGAAUAAUACAUGAAUGACUUACAGAGAAUUUAAACCAGUUUAGGUCAGCCUACACUUGGCUAGAAAAAUCUACUGCUGUACUCUGUACAUGACUUUUCACAUUACAGACGGUUAUAUCAGCUAAGGGUUUCUGGAACAUAAAAAUUGUUUGAAUCAAAUUUUGAAUACAGGAAUGAAAUUCACAGGUACUUGGGGGAAAAUUGUUCUAGAGCACGCAACUGCAAAGAAAACAGAAUGUUGACCAUUAGUUUGUAUAGCUUUUUAGCUAGGAAAAAAGGCUUUGGUACAGUAAUACCAUCUUUAUGGUUUUGACGCUCAAAUUGAGAAUGUUAACUGCUUCGUUGUUGCUGACUUGGUAUGAUUCAUUAGAAAUUUAUAUCUCAAGUACUGAAGUACUUCUUUAAUCUCUGUAUUUUACUAUAAAAUGUAUGUAAUGAUUUGUUUUAUGAAAUUGAGAACUUGAACAUUGCUGAAUUGGACCACUUUUUAUUUUUAAAUAUUGAGUUUAAAUAUUUUAUAACUGGUUUUGCACUGAAAAAAUUAACAUUUCAGAUUGACAAAAGAAUAAUUUUUCUUCACUUGUCUCAAUAAUAUUGAGCAAUGAAUUUUUUUAUUUCCGCAUGGAAAGUUAUUAAUCUUCUCUAUGGCUGUAAAAUAUUUCUUUAUAGCAUUAUUAAAGUGUGUCUUAAUAAAAUUAAAUUUGGGAUACAAAGUAUUUAUUUUACAAUGAGUGGGGGAGAAGCUUUUCCAGAAAGUUUCCAAUAUGAAGUUUUCAUAAGUUGAAAAAGUUUCUUUAGUGCUUAUUUUCAAAUUUAAAAUUCAUUUGGAACUUUAAUAUGGAAAGGAUUCUUUUAAUUGUGGAUUAUAAGCAUAAUACUAUUUGCAUCUGAAUGUUCUGUAAGUGAAUGGAACUUUAAUAGAUGAACUCAUGAUUUCUACUAUCGAAUGCUUAAACUAAGUAUGAAAUGUUACCAUUCAGCAUGACAUCGGGUCAUUCCAGUUUUAGUUUUGUGCAGCACAGCACUCACUGAAAUUCCAGUUUCUAGGAUUAGUGUAUGAGCCUAAAGUGCUUCUACAGUUUUAAUGGGUUAAUCCUGGAUUACUUAAAAAUUUAUGUCAAUUGCACUGGUUUAAUUUGUUGCUAAAGAAACAAUGCCCUGGCUUUAGUAACAAAUACAGCUCAACUAUUCUUGAAUAUAUUUUGAGGAGGAAAAAAAAAAUGUAUGUAACUUACCUUUUGUAAAAGUUUCUAUUUUUCUUUUUCUUUUUUUGACUAUUAAAGGUGCAAUUUAUUACAAAAUUAACAUUUCUGGCAGCAUAGAACUGCUUAUUUUAAAUUUUGUUCUGGGAGCUGUGAGUUUCUUAGGUAUUAACAAUCUUGCUUAUGAAGUAGGAACACCUUUUAAUUAAUAAGUGGGUCAUUCCUGGUGUAAUUGUGACUUUUCUUUAGCCAGCUUGAACGGCAAACUCUAUUUAGAGCAGAAUAAGUAUUAGAAAACCCUAGGAACUCUGUUAAUCAACAUUUAUUAUACUUUCAUUGAGGCAAACGUGAAAGAGCCUUGGGUAAAUUGGUCUAUAAAUCUUCCAAGUUGAUCAGAUUUCUUGGUGAGCUGGAAAUUUUCAGCUAUUGUAUAUUUCAAAGUAAAUUGCACCUUUGUAACAUAGUGUAUUGACAAAUGAUCACUAAGAUUAACUAUAUCUAUACAGUCAUUAGUUUGACAAAAAUAGAAUCCUAUCAGAUGCCAAAGAGUUGGGAUUUUUACGUUUAAUGAUUAAACACCGUUAUUUAUUGAUGAUUUACCCUGUGGAAUUGUAUUAUUUCUAACUACGAAAUAAAAGGGUGAUGUAAACACACAUUGUUGUGUAGUGCUUUAAACAAAGGCCAUCAUCAGUAGUCUUACUGACUGUUUGAGAUUUCCA
Molecule: messenger RNA, 2798 nt
Organism: Orycteropus afer afer
Lineage: Eukaryota; Metazoa; Chordata; Mammalia; Tubulidentata; Orycteropodidae
Source: RefSeq, a predicted model, not a curated record